AGUUCCGGUGGAUCUGAGGAUGCCAUGGGGAGAGCUCCUCGGAUACAUUCAGAGCAUAGUCAGGCUAGGAUUUCUCGGGACGUAUCUGGUCACAAUCGCGGACAGUCGUGGAUGUAUCUGACCACAAUUAUGUCUAUAAUUGGGGAAAUGAAAACCGGUACGAGUUUUGGUAACCACGAUCCCCCAAGGCUGCAUUGCAGCCCACAACAGAAUGGCUUGCGUGUGGCAAAAUGCGUGUUUUGCAAGUCGUUAUUAACUCGUUGAUUCAAGCCAGGGUCUCUGUUAAGGCUGCACUGCAUUCAGGUGGACAACAGAAAGACGAGAGGUAGAACGAACAGAAGGACGAGAGGUAGAACGAACAGAAGGACAAGAGGUAGAACGAUAACGAGAGCCUUUAUUAACUCGUUUGUCGUUAUUAACUCUUUGGUUCAAGUCCCUAUCUGUUUUGCAAGUCUUUACGUCAUCGUUUGACGUCAGAUUGUCUGCAAACAACUUUGCCGCGAGCCGUCGUAAUGGUGUUCAGGUGGUAGAGCAUUCCCGUGGUAAGGGAAAGGUCUCCGGUUUUUCGAGUCCUCCGGUAGAAAGAGUCGGCUCCGUAUCAAGUUAACAAAAAGUGACAUGCUCUGAAAGUCGGGGGAGCGCUAGGCUGCUGCUAGCGGCCGAUCGUCUGUGGACAUUGAGAACGAACAAACCUCAGAUUCCGUCAUUUCCGAGUUUACGUUGUUUGCUGCUGGCAUCGCCGCAUCGUCGUUGCUGACGUCCGAAAUGUGCAAAAACAAAAAGCAGAGGUACUGCCGCGCUGUUGUUCACAAGCGAAAUAUGUGAAAACACAAAACUCUGAAAACAGAGAUAUUUGCUGUAGUUACGAGUGUCGGGAGCAGGCCACCUGUUCAAGGGUACUCUUGCCAGCUCCUCUUCUAGUGUCCAUGUGCGAUGAACACAGUUUGCGAACAGAGUUGCGUACCGCCCGUAUCAAGUACGAAAGUAUCGGGACAGAAUUGUUUCCUGCCGGGCAGCAGCCAAUCUUAAGAACGUGUGUCUCAUCGAUGACCCAUUGUAAAGAGGGACCGGAAGAUCGUCUUCCGGAAGGACGUGUGAAGUCAGUCAGUGUACACACACUCCAGCACUGCAGCAGCAGGAUGGAAAUCCAUCUGCCAGUUUAAUUCCACUUGUGAAUCACUCUGUGUGAUUACCCGGUGAGAGCUGGCACGACCCGACAAGACCCGGCAAGACCCGGCACGACCCGGCAAGACCUGGCAGGACCCGGCACGACCUGGCAUGACCCGCGAGACCCGGCAAGACAUGGCGAGACCUGGCGAGACACGAGCGAGACCUGGUGAGAGCCUGAGUCAUAAUAUGGCAACUGCUCACUUGCUCGACUUGCUCGACUUGCUCAACGUGCUCAACUUGCUCGACUUGCUCGACUCGCUCAACGUGCUCAACUUGCUCGACUUGCUCGACUUGCUCGACUUGCUCAACGUGCCCAACUUGCUCAACUUGCUCUACUUGCUCGACUUGCUUGAGUUGCUCCGGACAAGGUGCAUUGCGCCCGAUGAGAUGCUGGCAGUCGGAGUAGGAGCAGCAAGAGGAGAGGAGGAGGAGGAGAGGAGGAGGAGAGGAGGAGGAGGACAAGGAUACGCUCUCGCUGUUUGUGAAAGGAUGAGAGGCUGGCAGUGGAAGGAGGAGGAGGAGGAGGAGGAGGAGGAGGAGGAGCUCAUUGUCAAUAUAGAUGCUCUGUUUGUUUGCUACAAGGCUUGUAAAGGGUUACAGCAGCGGUGCGGGGGGGAGCAGGAGGAGGAGGCCGGCGUGGUGCACAAGGAGGAGCUCAUUGUGCAGAGAGAUUCUCUCUUUGUUUGUGAACGGAUGAGAGGCGUGCCGUGGGAGGAGGAGGAGGAGGAGGAGGAGGAGGAGGAGGAGGAGGAGCUCAUUGUGCAUUUAUAUGCUCGGAGACUCUUUGUUUGCGACAAGGAUUGCAAAGGGAUACAGCGGCGAGUAGGUGGACGUCCAGCUGGAGGAACAGGCGUAAAGCAUUGCUGAAUUGCCAACCGGUACCAAAUGUUUUUUUUAAUCCUGAUCGUGCAUCAACGAGGGGGGCGUAAAGCGUCGUUAUCCUUGUGGGACAUUCUUUUUAAGUGGAAGGGUGCAGAGAAGAGUAGCAUGGCCGCUGCAAAGGCAAGGACGACGCGCACAAGCUGAGCAAUGGUCGAAAUUAAAAAUGAAAAAAAAGGCGUAAACCAUCGCUGAAUGUGCGAUCGGGUUUCUCCUCGUCAGGCAGGAAUAUUGCCGGUUUGGGGUUUUCUUCCCCUUCUACGGUUUUCAAACUUCUUCCUUUUUUUAUUUUAUGCAAAUGUGGGAUCCUUUGAACCCCCCCCCCUCUCCUCCUCUCCUCCUCCCCCCCCUUGGGAUAAGGAUGACGAGGGCGUUGUCGAUUUAUACAUAUAUAAAUAAAUUUAUAUGUGUAUC
Chara braunii is the source of this 2463-nucleotide messenger RNA. NCBI's taxonomy places the organism in Eukaryota, Viridiplantae, Streptophyta, Charophyceae, Charales, Characeae. The record is from the annotation of a GenBank genome assembly.